Messenger RNA from Scedosporium apiospermum, 2256 nucleotides. RefSeq lists its product as uncharacterized. NCBI's taxonomy places the organism in Eukaryota, Fungi, Ascomycota, Sordariomycetes, Microascales, Microascaceae. Gene Ontology annotation, biological process: vesicle-mediated transport. Gene Ontology annotation, cellular component: cytosol; endocytic vesicle. The record is from RefSeq and is a predicted model, not a curated record. The transcript is spliced from 3 exons. Bases 1 to 2256 code for a protein of 751 amino acids. Gene Ontology annotation, molecular function: guanyl-nucleotide exchange factor activity; small GTPase binding.
AUGCCAUCGACUGCAACCCCUCCGAAACACCCAAGUCCCUUACGCUCCGCUGCCUCGACCAAGGACGCGUCAGGGAACGAUGCGUCGUCUGUAACACCGCCUCGAAGGGCCCAUACCUUUCAGAACGGCGCCGCGCCUGAACGGCAAAUACGAUCUACCUCAACAUCCAGGCCCUCCAGCGGAGCUCUCGCUUCCCCCGAUGCCUUCGAGGCAACGGACGACAACGAUGAAACCGGCGAUGGUGUGAGGAUGUCUAUCGAUAUGGGCGAGCUGCCCAUUGAGCUAGUUAGCCUUACGGACAGCUUCAUCGAGUCGCUAUCGGCCAAGGUCCAUCCGACACCACCGAGCAUCGGUAAUCUAUCUCGACUCUUCCAAGACUUCUACGCCGUAGCUUCGACACACAUCAAUACGCACAUAUCCACCCUCGCCAUGAAGCAAUCGAGAGACGCCUCGCCCGCCCCUUCCCGACAGUCCACCGCCAAGAGGCUGCGUGCAAAAGCAGCAUCAAUCGGCAGCAAAGAUAAGGCCAAGGAUUUCGAGCAGCAGAUGCUCACGCCCGAGGAGCUCGCCGAGCGGAAAAGAGCCCGGAGGGCCCUCGAACUCAAACGUGGCAGGCUGGAAGAAGCCGUGGAGCGGAGGCUCUGCGAAGGAAUCUAUUCCCGGAUAUACCGCCACCGAAGCACCCAGGACGAGGCUCAGGAUGAUAAACUACGGUCCAAGACUGCCGCGCUAGCUCUCGUCGGCAUCAACCUGACUGAUCUGGGAAUAGACUUGGGUGAUUCGUCCAAAGACGAUGAGGAUAGCGAAGAUUCGAAGACCGAAGAGAUCAAGGCCGCGCUCGAGCCCGCGCGCCACGGGCUGGUCCUCAUGAAUGAUGCUAGAUAUCCGCUAGGGAAACUGAACCAUCUAAAAGCAGUCCAUAAGAGCAUUGUCGACGUCCUGUCCAAGUACCGACCCUCUGCCUCGGCCGACGACAUCAUGCCCAUGAUCAUUUACACGCUCAUCACUCUCCCGCCCCAGAAGCUCAGCGUUAUCAGCGACGCUCAUUUUAUCCAAAAUUUCAGAUGGGAGCAGAAACUAAACGGCGAGGCUGCGUACUGCCUAACCACCCUCGAGGCCGCUAUUAGCUUCCUGGAAACGGUUGACCUGUCGACUCUUCGUGCCGACGAGUUACCCUCCGGACAGCCGAAGCUCGUGAGCCAGCCCAACACACCCAAGGUGGAAACCUUCCCACCGGCGUACGCUCCCGGCCUAUCGUCGGCGACUCGGAGCCCGCCGGAGCCUACGCUUGCCACUGCCACCGGCGCGAAGCCUCCGCCUUCUCCUAGCGGCGGGCUACGGGCAGCCGUUCAGAAGAAUAGGAGGCUGAGCGACCUCGUCAACACACCAGCCCAGGCCAUCAACGCCGCCAGCGACUCGAUUUUCACGACCGCCGACCAGGGUCUCAAAACCAUCUCCAACUCCCUCGGCGACAGCUAUAAUUUCCUCAUGGGCAAGUUGCGUGAGCGCCAGGAGACGACGCUCGAGUCCGCAAAAGACCUGGUCAUGCCCAAGACGCUUGACGAUGCACGCAAGCUCGUCAGCACCCCGCCGCCAGAAGACGACGCGUCCGUCAGCGGCGCCAGUUCCGUGCACGGUCCCGAGGAAGGCCGGACGGCGUCGCCUCACAGGGACGACAAGGUCCUGAACCUUAUCGGCGGGAAGAAGCUUAGCAGCCGGGACCACAGCGCCGAUAGCCUGCGGAGCCUUCGUAGCACGGGCAGCUCGACGACGAGGAAGGCGGUGUCGGUAGUGGCCGUGGCCGCGCAGGUAGAAGGCAUCCCCGAGGCUGAGGAGGAGGCCAAGGACAAGGAGAAGGCUACUCCCGCGCCCCAGCCUUCACCCGGUCCGUCGGUCAACCCUGCGUUGGUGGUUGAGUCCAUGCGGAAUCUGAGCAGUUCGUUCAACCCGAUGGCGAGGCUUUCCAGUAUCGGCAUGAUUAGGGGGUUCGGUAGGACGGCGCCUACUCCGCCGCCCAAGGAUGUGUCGAGCCACAAAGGCCCAGCAACGGACGGAGGCGAUCUUGCUACGGCCUUUCCAGAUCUUGCAACCGCCUUGCCGCCCAAGGAAACACCCAAGAUCCCCCCGCCCAACAAGCGGUUCAUGGAACUGCAGAGUCCGGGAGACCUGAAGCUAGGCGAGGUGCUUGAGUUGCUGAGGGAUUAUCGGAGGUUGGCGAAUGCGUUGAAGGAUAUGGAUGCGUUUGAGUCCAAGUGA